AUGACAGCGAUUACAAACAAGAAAACCACCGGCGAGUGGCACUAUCUGGGUGACCUGACCACCCUGGACAAUCUCCAUGCCACAUUGUCAUUUCCCAUGAGCGCUUUCCAUAAACCCGAACUGAAGAAGGAAGAAGAAGAAAUCUUCCAGCACUAUGCCGACUGGAUGCUUUUCAACGACACCCGAUUUGCGGUGGCGCCCCAGGAAGGAACCAGAUUCUAUGACUGUGAUCAGGUGUUGUACUAUGAUAUGAUGGGUUUGAUUCCUCCGUAUUAUGCAAAAUCACAUAUCGGCUACAAGGACAUGGAAGUCAUCGCCGCAUCCCCAGAUAUGGGCUUUGUCAACAUGUUCCAGGCAGGUUCUCACUACUGGGGCACAACUACUGAUGGGCAUGAUUUCGACUUUAAAUUUCGGUAUACUGGGAUUCUGCGGAAGAAGGAUGGUAUCUGGAAAUGGAUCGAGGAGCACGUCUCGUUCCCGGUGAACGUCGCCACGCAGAAGGGUGAUCUCACUUGUAGUCUUGACGCUGGCGAGAAUCUGAGGAUGGAUGAUAAGGACAAUGAGAAACGAGGAGAGGAGAAUUUCAGAAAGGCAAAGGACUAUGUGAAAGUCUGA
Messenger RNA from Cladophialophora immunda, 615 nucleotides. RefSeq lists its product as uncharacterized. The transcript has 3 exons. Lineage: Eukaryota; Fungi; Ascomycota; Eurotiomycetes; Chaetothyriales; Herpotrichiellaceae. Bases 1 to 615 code for a protein of 204 amino acids. The record is from RefSeq and is a predicted model, not a curated record.